This is a messenger RNA of Drosophila innubila, 786 nucleotides long. It is a transcript of the gene PHDP, whose product is annotated as paired mesoderm homeobox protein 2B. NCBI's taxonomy places the organism in Eukaryota, Metazoa, Arthropoda, Insecta, Diptera, Drosophilidae. The transcript has 3 exons. Gene Ontology annotation, biological process: regulation of transcription by RNA polymerase II. The record is from RefSeq and is a predicted model, not a curated record. Gene Ontology annotation, molecular function: DNA-binding transcription factor activity, RNA polymerase II-specific; RNA polymerase II transcription regulatory region sequence-specific DNA binding. The coding region runs from base 1 to 654 and encodes 217 amino acids.
AUGGAAUUUUCAUUUUUAAACAAAACGAGCUAUGAUAAAGAUUGUCUAUACAAUUCCAAUUCCCAACUACAUAAUACGAAUGCCAACUCCGGAUUCUCAGUGGCCAACCACAUGAGCCAUUAUAACUUGAUUAUCGACUCCGGAUAUAAACUACGUGCCAAUGAAACCGUAAUCCGAAAUUCUUUUACCCAAGAAUCCAAUAUAUUGUUUUCAAAAAUUACAAAUGUCGCUGACUUUUAUCCUGGGGCACAUAAUAUAACACCCUAUAAUACUGAUUUUCAACUAAAGUCGUAUACUGAUGAGGCUUCGAGCUUGACUGAUAAAUCGAAACAGAGACGAAUAAGAACAACGUUUACUUCGAAUCAAUUGAAUGAACUUGAAAAGAUAUUUUUGGAAACUCACUAUCCAGAUAUAUAUACAAGAGAAGAAAUUGCGUCAAAAUUACAUUUAACAGAGGCAAGAGUGCAGGUUUGGUUCCAGAACCGAAGAGCAAAGUUUCGAAAGCAGGAAAGACAUGCUAUUUAUAUUAUGAAAGAUAAAUGUGCUAAAAUGGAUAAUCGGCAAAAUACGCAAUCUGGAAGCCAAUGUUAUGAUGUAGCACUAAACGGAUCUCAAAGUUCAUGCCAAAUAAAAUGUUUUUAUGAUAAAAUAUAAGAAUCCCCAACAAAUUUGUGUAUGUUGAAAUUCAUUUGUAUGUAUGUACACUAAAUAUUGGAUAUACAAGAGCUUUUAAAAUAAUUUUCUUGAAAAAAUCGUACUCUUUCAUUCUUGUUUUUUAUACAUCCA